Molecule: messenger RNA, 1448 nt
Organism: Ananas comosus (pineapple)
Lineage: Eukaryota; Viridiplantae; Streptophyta; Magnoliopsida; Poales; Bromeliaceae
Product: ribosomal protein L11 methyltransferase-like
Exons: 7
Coding region: 68-1234 (388 amino acids)
Biological process (GO): peptidyl-lysine trimethylation
Cellular component (GO): mitochondrion
Molecular function (GO): protein-lysine N-methyltransferase activity
Source: RefSeq, a predicted model, not a curated record
GAAUGGCAGCAGGCACCGAGGCCAAUCAGCUCUGAUCCCCCGUCCCCGCCUGCAGUCUGCCGUCCAAAUGCUGGGCCGCCUCCAUCUCCGCCUCCGACCCCUCGGCCGCCUCUCCUCCCUCCAACCCCCCUUCCCUCCUCCGCUGCUCCUCCCCACCACCGCCGCCGCCGCCCACACCACUCCCACAUCCCCUGCAAACCGCCCCACUCUUUCACCAGCUUGUAAACAACCAUCUCCGACUACCCUUCUCCUCCUCCACCAGUCCACGAAUCGAAGAGCAGGAAAAGGAGGAGAAGGAAGCUUCUGCACAAAUCGAGCUGCUGUGGACGCCGCGGCGGACGUCUCCGCUCCCUUCUACUCCGCCCACAUUCGUUGCCGCAAACGAGAUGCCGAGGCUCUAUCAGAAGCUCUUAUGUGCUUUGGUGCAAAUUGUAUUAGCAUGGAUGAAUUAAGUGAUCAUGGAGAUCAUGAUGAAAUCUGCCUAACUUCAAUUUUUCCGGAUGGACAAGAUGUGAGCGCAUGUAUCUCGAAUGCUGCAAGUUCCGUUGGUUUGGAUUAUGUACCGAAUUAUGAAGUCUCAAUGGGUAAGCAGUGUGAUUGGGUGACAAAUGCACAGGACUUGCAUACUGUUGUAAGAUGGAACUUUCAUGAAAUACCUUUCUCGAAGGUUCUAUUAUAUAUUGAUUUUGACCCACGGGCAACAAAUAUUCUUCUGAAUCCAGGGUUGGCUUUUGGGACUGGGGAGCAUCCUACUACCAAGUUGUGUUUGUUGCUGCUACAUGAAGCCAUAAAAGGUGGAGAGCACUUUUUUGACUAUGGUACAGGCUCCGGAGUAUUAGGAAUUGCAGCACUGAAGAUGGGGGCUGCAAUGUCUGUAGGGAUAGAUAUAGAGCCCCAGGCUGUGACUUCUGCACGAGAAAAUCUUUCCCUAAAUGGAAUUGAAUCUAGCAAAAUGUCAGUUUACUUGGUUCCGAGCAAAGUCAACUCACCAAAUAUUGAAUCUGCAAAGGCGAAAUUCGACAUUGUCAUAGCCAAUAUACUUAUGAAUCCUCUAAUGGAACUGGCUGAAGAUAUUGUUUCUUAUGGAAAGCCAGAAGCCGUCGUUGGUGUCUCGGGAAUUUUGUGUGAGCAGGUUCUGCAGAUUAAAGAAGUUUACUCACAGUACUUGGAUAAUAUAUGGGUCUCCGAAAUGGAAGGUUGGGCAUGUCUCCGUGGGACGAAAAAGAGGAUCUGACACCGUGUUUGUUCAAAGCAGAUUCACCUCACAAUCAUAAUUUCAGCCGAAUUGAAGAAUUCAAUCUAACCUUCUCGCAGAACUUGGUUCUGUUUUUGUUGUAUUAUGAUUCUACUGUAGACUAGUAGUAUCUGUACAGAGGUGUAGCUGCAAUAACUAAUUUUGUUUCAGAAUGAGGACAAUUAGAUUCUAAAUGCAUUCUGUUAAGGGUUCA